Messenger RNA from Synchiropus splendidus (mandarinfish), 3696 nucleotides. Its product is annotated as zinc finger protein 319-like. The transcript is spliced from 2 exons. Bases 424 to 2169 code for a protein of 581 amino acids. Lineage: Eukaryota; Metazoa; Chordata; Actinopteri; Syngnathiformes; Callionymidae. The record is from RefSeq and is a predicted model, not a curated record.
UACAGUAUUUUGUGGCUAUUCGUGUCAGUUCGUAGCCACUGCCUUAUCACCGAUAGAUAACUCUCACCGGUGGAUACUGUAUCUAGCGUUAACUUUCUCCGGCGUGGACCUGGGUCGGCUGCGACAGUGGCCCCGCGGCGGCCGCUGCUCUGCGUGGCGGUUUCCGGUGUCCGUCCGUCUGCAGGAGGAUGGCGUCUGCUCUCAGCUGCAUCCCCUCAGCCGCCGGUCCUCCGAUUCCCUGUUACACCGAAGAAAGCUGGCUCCUAGCAGUAGGCGGCGGCAGGAUCGACAUAUAAGAAGCUCAGGUGCCACGGAAUUGAGGGAACUCACUUCAAAUUGCUGGUUGCUGUCUUAACCUGCAUCAAACAGAGAAACCUCGUCCAUCUCCCGAGGUCUUAAAUCUUAAGCAUAAAGAUUUCGAGGAUGACGGAGGCGUGGCAGCAGCAGCAGCAACACACUGUGGCUCCACCUUCUGUGGUGCACACGCUUCCCCCUGGGACUGACCAGUCUCUCGGCUGUGCAGUGUAUGGAGUCGUCCUGCAACCAGAUUCCUCCCUGCAGCAGCAUGCUGUGCAAGCCCAGCAGGCCUCGCUGCAGGUCGGGGCAGACAGAGGGCACAAGUGUGGUGCUUGUGGCCAUGAUAUAUCUCACCUGGCCAAUCCCCACGAACAUCAGUGUAUGGUGACUCAGGAUCGGUCCUUCCAGUGCACCCAGUGUAUGAAGAUCUUCAGCCAGGCAACAGAUCUCCUGGAGCAUCAGUGCGUGCAGGUGGAGCAGAAACCUUUUGUGUGCGGGGUCUGCAAGAUGGGAUUCUCGUUGCUCACCUCUCUAGCACAGCAUCACAAUUCGCACGGCAAUGGGAAUAACCCGAUGAAGUGCUCCAUCUGCGAGAAGACUUACCGGCCCGGUUCUGGAAAUGUGACGCCGACGUCGUCUGCUGCCAAUCCACAGCAGCCGUCUACUGGCGAGACCUCCGGUGGUGGUGCUGCGAUCAGUGCCUCGUCCCCGCCUGCUUUCGAGGCCUCUGCGCCAGACAGGCCGUAUAAGUGCUCCGUGUGCCACAAGGCCUUCCGGCAUUUGUCCGAGCUGACACGCCACGAGAGAGUGCACACAGGUGAAAAGCCAUACAAAUGUGACACUUGCGACAAAAGCUUCAGCCAGUCCUCCCACCUGGCGCAUCACCAGCGCACCCACAGCUCGGAGAGACCCUACAAGUGUGCCGUCUGUGAGAAAACCUUUAAACACAGAUCUCACCUUGUGCGCCAUAUGUACGCUCAUUCAGGUGAGCACCUCUUCAAGUGCAAUUUAUGUGAAAUGCAUUUUAAAGAGUCGUCAGAGCUUCUUCAUCACCAAUGCCAACCGGAGGGUGAGAGGCCCUUCCGCUGCGGGUCGUGUGGAAAGAGCUUCAAGCGUCCCUCUGACUUGCGGCAGCAUGAGCGCACUCACUCAGAGGAGCGACCCUUCCAGUGUGAGGAGUGCCAGAUGAGCUUCAAGCAACAGUAUGCUCUGGUACGCCAUAGACGCACUCAUAAAAACCCGGCAGAUCGGCCGUUCAAGUGCAACCUUUGUGACAAAGGAUUCCUCCAGCCGUCCCACCUGCUUUACCACCAACAAGUGCAUGGCAUGGAAAGCAUGUUCAAGUGUGCCUCUUGUCAAAAGUCUUUCAGUCAAUCAGGAGAACUGCUGCGGCACAAGUGUGGUGGGGAAGUGGAGAAGCCCUACAAGUGUGACGUAUGUGGCAAAGGCUAUAAAAAGAAUUCGACUUUGCAGCGCCACCAGAACUCUCAUUGCACAGAGAAGCCGCUGAAAUGCUCACUGUGUGACAAGCGCUUUGUCUCAUCGUCUGAGUUUGUCCAGCAUCGCUGCGACCCAACCAGAGAAAAACCUCUGAAAUGUCCAGAUUGCGAAAAGCGCUUCAGGUAUUCAUCUGAGCUGCAGCGUCAUCGUCGUGUUCAUACCGGAGAGAAGCCCUUCAAAUGUGCCAGCUGUGACAAGAGCUUCAAACAACGUGAGCACCUGGCGAAGCAUCAGAGCGUGCACUCACGGGAGACGCAGUUUAAAUGUGUAUGGUGCGGGGAGCGUUUUGUUGACUUGUCUGCUCUGCAGGAGCACACAGUUCAGCACACGGCUGAAGGAGAGGGUUUUGCUGAAGAUCCCUGUAUCCAAUGAACAUUCAGUCCUCAGUCUUAGGUGGGAAUCAAGAAUUUGACCUCAAAACAUGUGCCAGCCACAUAUAACCCCGAUUAGUUUUCCACUCCUCUUGUCUGUUAUCUGAAUUUUACUGUCUGUAUUCAUGAGACUGUACACCUUCACCCUUCUUUUAAUACAAGGCAACACCUUUAGGUAGACAAGUAGUAUAUUACAUAUUAACUUAGUUUAAAAUUGUGGUUCGAUAACUUGAAUGGGAGGGGAAGGCUUUUGAUGUAAAAAUGUGAAAAAAAACCUAUGUUUUUCAUUUGUUUUUGUUUGUUUGUUUUUUACAGAGUGCGGCAUUUUAUGUGUUUUGCAUGUGAUGGUCUGUUUUGUAGUCCUUGAGUUGAAGGUUGACAAGAAAUCAUCAGAAAUGUUACUUUUUUUUCCACAGUUAAGUUUCUCUUAAAUCCAUGUGCCUUUAUUUUUACCUGUCACUCACACUUGUGUUUAAAAAAAUAAUAAUUUAAUAUCUGGUUAAGCCGAUACCCUCCUGUCCAUUCUCAGCGGUUGGCCUGUGCAGCAGUAUCUUUUUACACAAUAGGCAUUGUUGAGUACGUCCUUUGUGCAUGAAUAUUUAUAUCUUUAAUAUCAAUAUUGUAUAAUAGAUUUGGGUUAGGAAGAAAAAAAUCUGCAUAAAACAAGUGGAAUUGUGAAAGUUGUUUAGCCAGUGUCUGAUGAAAUAUGUGUUGUUGCAUCUUUGUAUUAAAAAUAAUGACAUCUAGGUAACAAACGGAUACCUAUCAUGCCAUGUAAACACUUGACAUGUGCAAUAGAACAUGCACAAUGUAAUAUUCAUGACUACUGAUAAUGGCUUAGUCUACUCGGUUAUAUUACAAAUUGUGUGUAUAUGCUCAUUUAAAAGAACUGUAUAGUACUCAUGUUACCAUUUUUAGUUACCCUGAAUGAGCUUGCUGUAUUUUGCAAGCGUUUCUGUCAAAGCUGGAUUAUCACUAAGUUAACACAGAAAUUUAUCAAGACUCGAAGCUCACCUGCCACAAGCUUAGUUACUAUGCUAUAGUUCUUAAAGUUUUUUUUUUUUUUUUAAUGGUUGACCAGGUAUGCCUCCCUACAUGGACAAAGCAGCAGAUGGCAAAUCUGCAUUGCCUCAAAAGUUGUGAUAUGUAUACUGGGGAGUAAAAAUGUGUGUUAGUUUAAUGUGUGGAUUAAUAUUCUGUACAGUCUUUGCAGUAUAUUUAAACAAUGGCUUUUUUUUGGAAUUUAAAUAUGCAGACAAAGGGAUGUUCAGAGGAUCACCUUCCCACAGGAUUAUGAUAUGGAACCAGUGUGUGGAAGAAUAUAAAACACAAGUGGACAUUACUAGCUAAUAUUGUAUACAGACAAGUGAAAUAAAACCACCCUUGCAAACAAAAUGUUUGAGUUGCGUUUGUCAUGAAAUGCUCAGUCAUCAAAGUGUGUCACAGGAUCUUGACGCAAGUGACAGGGAGAUGCGCUUCGUGUUGACACACACUGUUGGUGGUUGACGUCUGCACUCAUAAUUACUGU